Westerdykella ornata is the source of this 1020-nucleotide messenger RNA. RefSeq lists its product as uncharacterized. NCBI's taxonomy places the organism in Eukaryota, Fungi, Ascomycota, Dothideomycetes, Pleosporales, Sporormiaceae. Gene Ontology annotation, molecular function: nucleic acid binding; endonuclease activity. Gene Ontology annotation, biological process: DNA catabolic process. The record is from RefSeq and is a predicted model, not a curated record. The coding region runs from base 1 to 1020 and encodes 339 amino acids. The transcript has a single exon.
AUGCCCUCCCAGACAGCCGUUCUUGCUUUUCUAUCCCUUUUUACGAAAGUGUCUGCUUGGGGAAAUCUAGGCCAUACCACUGUUGCGCUCAUCGCUCAAAACUUCGUCUCCCCGCGCACGACCCAAUUUGCACAACAGCUCCUCAAUGACAGCUCAAGUACCUAUCUAGGGAAUAUCGCCACGUGGGCAGACUCCUAUCGUUCCACACCUGAGGGGGCUUUCUCAUCUCCUCUACACUACAUUGACGCACUGGAUACACCUCCACUAUCCUGCAACGUUGAUUACGAACGCGAUUGUCCCGAAGAAGGAUGCAUCGUCAGUGCGCUUGCAAACUACACUGUCCGCGUAACGGCAAAAGGGAUUCCCAUAGCAGAGAAGGCAAAAGCGCUCAAAUGGGUGGUACACUUCUUGGGCGAUGUGCAUCAGCCCCUGCACGUUGAGAACCUUGAAGUCGGAGGAAACGGCAUCAACGUCACAUUUGGCGGCGCCAAGACAAACCUCCAUCAUAUCUGGGACUCCAACAUUCCUGAGAAACUGCGUGGAGGGAAUGGGAUUGGAGAUUCAAAGAAGUGGGCCGCUGAGCUUACCAAAGAAAUCAACAAGGGCAAAUUCGCGAAAUCGAGGAAGAGUUGGUUAGACGGCAUGAGCAUCAGGAACCCUGUCGAUAGUACCAUGGUUUGGGCGCGCGAAACUAAUGCGUAUGUUUGCAGCGCAGUUGUUCCGCAGGGUGAGGAAGCGGUCAAAAACCAGGAAUUAAGCGGGAGUUAUUACGAUAAGGCAGUUCCGGUUGUGGAGGCACAGGUUGCAAAGGCUGGAUAUCGCUUGGCUGCAUGGUUGGAUCUGAUUGUAGGAGAGCAAGAUGAUGGCCAUGGCAAUGGCCAUGGACGGGGAAAUGCUGGUAAGAAGGAGGCUUAUAGGCUGGCAAAGAAUGCAAAAAGGAAGAUCGAGCUAGAGCCGUGGAUGGUGGAGGCUAGGAAGGCAAGGCGGGCAGCCAGUUGGCUCUGCGUACAUGAUCACUGA